AUGUACUACGAUCCCUUUAAGCAGGAACAAAACACAAAGAAAUCUAUAGUCCUACAUGAACUCCUAGAAAAAGGAUACAGAGGGCCAGGGUCACGAUCCCAAACCCACCCUAGUGCUCUAGCCACUGAAUUCACCGUCUCUCUCAAACCAAAAUUUUGGGUUGCCCUGAAAGAGGAGCAGAACCGUGCAUUAGAUAAAACCUCCUGUUCCGCAGAGCUGUCACGGCUGGACUUGCCUGUCUUUGGUGCCACCUUCGGGCAAGUGGUGGUUCGCCACAGAAAUACUCCUAAACUCUUCACUAUAAAUGCUUUCAAGAGCAGUGGCAACUCUACCCAACAGUAUUUUUCAUUUUGCAGUAUUCUUGACACGGCUCUUUCCAGUAUCCUGACAGAAGCUGAAAUUGCUGCUGGUCUACAGAGCUGUCAAGCUGCUGAUUCAUUUGAUUACAAAACCUUUUUUGUCAAAGUGGGUCUCAACUCCAAGUCCAAAGACCAAGUUGCCAAAGUCUUUGGAAUUCUUGACCAGGACAGGAGUGGCUUCAUUGAGGAAGAGGAACUGAAACUUUUCCUGAAGAAUUUCUCAGCCAGUGCCAGAGCUUUGACUGAUGCUGAGACCAAGGCAUUCCUGGCAGCAGGAGACAGUGAUGGAGAUGGUAAAAUUGGAGUGGAUGAGUUUCAAGCACUGGUCAAAUCAUAGUCAGCAGUCAAGAAAAAGACCAAGAUAUAUGUGCCAUAAACAAUCUUGCCUAUUGCAAAC
This is a messenger RNA of Vidua chalybeata, 756 nucleotides long. RefSeq lists its product as uncharacterized. Gene Ontology annotation, cellular component: cytoplasm; nucleus. The transcript has 6 exons. The record is from RefSeq and is a predicted model, not a curated record. Gene Ontology annotation, molecular function: calcium ion binding. The coding region runs from base 1 to 696 and encodes 231 amino acids. Lineage: Eukaryota; Metazoa; Chordata; Aves; Passeriformes; Viduidae.